AUGCGGCCACCGCUGCCCAUGUCACCAGAUCUCACCAAACUACUGUCCAGUGGAUACUUUCAAGUUGAAUCCGAUUCUGAUUUCCGAGUUCCAAGUUCCGAGUUCCGAGUUCAAAGUCCAAAACUCACUGCUCGGUGGUGGCGGCCCUAUGACUCUAGGCCCUGGGCCCUGGGGCCUGGGGCCUGGGGCCUGGGGCCUGGGGUGGGUGCCUGGGUGCCAG
Sphaeroforma arctica JP610 is the source of this 220-nucleotide messenger RNA. RefSeq lists its product as hypothetical. The annotation marks the transcript as partial. The transcript has a single exon. NCBI's taxonomy places the organism in Eukaryota, Ichthyosporea, Ichthyophonida. The record is from RefSeq and is a predicted model, not a curated record.